Messenger RNA from Thamnophis sirtalis, 641 nucleotides. NCBI's taxonomy places the organism in Eukaryota, Metazoa, Chordata, Lepidosauria, Squamata, Natricidae. The record is from RefSeq and is a predicted model, not a curated record.
CUUCCUCCCUCUCCUCUCCCCCCCCCCAACCCUCGAUGCUGCCACAGCCCAAGGAGGCAGAUGCAGAGAAGGCCCCCUCAGAGGAAGUCAGCCCCAUGCCGCAGGCAGAAGAGCCCCAGGAAGCGGAGCGGAGGGAGCCUUCUGCCCCGCUCACCUCUCAAGUCUCGGAAGUGGAGAUUCCCAGCGUGGGGAAGAUCCUAGUUAGAUCGGAUGCGGAUGGCUAUAACGAGGAGGUGAUGCUUAGCCCCGCCAUGCAAGGGGUGAUCCUGGCCAUUGCCAAAGCGCGUCAGACCUUCGAUCGCGAUGGGUCUGAAGCAGGGCUUGUCAAGGUACUACUUUGCACCUAAGCGCACGUGUCUCGUUUCCUCCGUCCACGAGGGAUGAGGCCUCUUCUCCGGCUCUCCUCCUUCCCCUUUUUCUCCCUUGGAAUGGGGUGGAAGGCAGGAGCAGGCGGUGCCCAGCUGGAGGCCGGAUUCUGCACUUUGGCCCCACCCGGCCGACCCUUUAGGCACAGAUCUUUAGACCAAUAACUUUGAUCCCAAACAGAAGAGGGGGACUUUCCUCCAGAGGGGAUUACUUGCGCUGCCUGCUAAUAGCAAUAGCACCUAGACUUAUCUACCGCUUCACGGUGCUUUUACAGC